Messenger RNA from Drosophila ananassae, 5070 nucleotides. It is a transcript of the gene roq, whose product is annotated as roquin-1. NCBI's taxonomy places the organism in Eukaryota, Metazoa, Arthropoda, Insecta, Diptera, Drosophilidae. Gene Ontology annotation, molecular function: metal ion binding. The transcript has 4 exons. Bases 134 to 2734 code for a protein of 866 amino acids. The record is from RefSeq and is a predicted model, not a curated record.
AAUUCAGUAUUCCGCAGCUCGCCGCUUGCGGUUAUACUGAUUGUAACUUCCAAUUUUUUUUACAAAACGUUCCAAUGAAAAUUAAAAAAUAUCUUUUCGUACCUUUAAUGCAAUAAUAUGUGCAUUUUGAAGCAUGCCGAUUCAGGCUCCCUCAUGGACAGAUUUUCUGAACUGUCCCAUCUGCUGCAAUGAAUUUGCAGCCAGCCAGCGCUGCCCCGUCAGCCUCGGCUGCGGGCACACCAUAUGCAAGCUCUGUCUGACUACCCUCUACAACCGGCAGUGUCCCUUCGAUCAGACCGUGAUUGUCAGCGACAUCGACAAUCUGCCCGUUAACCAUGCCCUUCUACAGUUGGUCAAGGAUUCGGAACUGGUGGAGGUGGGGCCUCCGCCGCCCAGUGUCCAAAGUUUGGACAUUGAGCAACUCAAGUGCUACCAGCUGGGCCAGAGGUGCAUAGAGGAGCUGGCUCUGCACCUUAAGUCCUUUCAGAGCUUGAACGGAAACGGCAAUCUGCUGACACGUCCCAUGCAACGGAAGCUAGUGACCUUGGUGAACUGCCAGCUGAUGGAGGAGGAGGGAAGAGUUCGAGCACUCCGAGCAGCUCGGUCGCUGGGCGAAAGAACUGUCACUGAACUGAUUCUGCAGCACCAAAAUCCCCAGCAGCUGAGCUCCAAUCUGUGGGCAGCUGUGCGAACAAGAGGAUGUCAAUUCUUGGGACCCGCCAUGCAGGAGGAGGUGCUUAAGCUUGUUCUGCUGGCUUUGGAGGAAGGCUCCGCUCUGUCGCGAAAAGUUCUGGUGAUGUUCGUCGUGCAGCGACUGGAGCCACAGUUUCCCCAGGCCUCCAAAACCAGCAUUGGACAUGUGGUGCAAUUACUGUACCGGGCCAGUUGCUUCAAGGUCUCCAAAAGGGAAGCGGACUCAUCGCUGAUGCAGCUCAAGGAGGAGUUUCGAACGUACGAUGCUCUGCGGCGUGAACACGAUGCCCAGAUAGUUCAAAUAGCGACCGAGGCGGGUCUAAGAAUUGCUCCAGAACAAUGGUCUUCCUUGCUGUACGGCGACGUAAUGCACAAGAGCCACAUGCAGAGUAUAAUUGACAAGCUGCAGACGCCCAGUUCCUUUGCACAAUCGGUCCAGGAGCUAGUGAUCGCGCUGCAGCGCACUAGUGAUCCAGCCAAGCUGGCUAGCCUGCAUCAUCACCUCAAGUACCUGGCUAACAUCGAUCCCUGUGCAGAGGUGGCUCCCUGGCCGGAUUUAGCUGAAGCCCUGGAUGCAGUACGCCAUUCGGUGGUUGGGCUCGUAAACUUCCUUCAGCACCACGGCGUACGAAAGUCCCAGGACGGUAUCGGUGGUGGCGGAAACGGAGGAGCAGCCAACAGCAAUCCCAAGUACAAGAUAAGUCUGUGUAGAGACUUAAAUGUGAGGCGGGUGUGUCCCAGGGGAGCCAGCUGCACCUUUGCCCAUUCCCAGGAGGAAGUGGAGCGUUAUCGAGCGAGAAAUCGCGGUAAGCACAUGAAGACACCACUGGUACUGCAAGGACCACCCGCCAUGGUUGGCGGAGCGAUGAAAAAAACGAUGGGAGCGGAACAAGAAGGACAGGCGGGCUUGGGUGUUCCUCCGCCCAUGUUGCCGAUGUCGCCUAUGCAUUAUAUGGCGUCACCAAGAAGCUACAUCGAACCGAGCCUUGGACUUUCACCAGGAGGCGGUAUUCCACCACCCGGCCAUCCACCACUACUUCAUCCAUCGCACCAUACGCCGAUGAACCGACUUAUGGUACCCGGACGCUAUGAUCCGCGCUUCGCCGGCUACGGAGUGGGUCAACCAAGAAAUCCGUCGCCCAGGGAAUACCAAAAUAAUCCAGGAGCUCCACCACCUCCACCACCCCAACGCAAUGCCAACCCACCGAACUUCAGUGUGAAUAGCAGCUUGCACAAGGGCUAUAUGUUGCCCGGCGGAGAUUCUUUGUUCCAUUUAGGCCCGACACAUCCCUGGGAGCAUGGCUAUCCCCAUCCCCAUCAGCAGCAUCCUCCACAGCAGCAGCAGCAGCAACAGCAGCCGCCGCAGCUACCGUCCAGCAAGCCGAAUCCGAAUCCCAGCCGACCGUUGUCGAUUUUAGCCGCAACAGCUGAUACCUCAUUUUUUGAAAAGAAACCGCCGAAUAGUGUUAACUUGGAUGUGGACGCGGAUGUGACUGAUGUUGAUCCUUUGUCCCGCUUCCGGCGAUCCAACAUUAAUAACAGUAGUAACAAUAACAACAACAAUAGUAGUUCCCACAACAACAACCACAACAAUAAUAAUAAUCACGGCUCCUCACUGCUGUUUUGGAAUAAUUCGAGUAAGGAGUCUGCCAAUUUUGUGCGAUCUGAUUCCAUAUUGGAUGAUGACGCUACCACAUUCGACAUGCCCACCGGCUCCUCUAUGCACAGUCCCUAUGGUCCCAUUUGCCCGAAGAGCAGCACGACCAACAGCUGGAACAACUGGUUUCUGGGAAACGAUAUGAAGAGCAAUGCCGAGUUGCUGAGCGACAAAAACAGCGAUUUGGGAUAUGGGGGCUUCAAAAGCGACAGAAAUGAUAAUUACAAUGCCAACAAGCUGCAGCAGCCAAUAUGGGGCAGGAAGCCGCAGUUGAUGUCGGAGGACAGCUUCGAGGGUGGCAUCGAUAGCGGAAUGAUGCUGCAGUUGGAGAAGAACCUGGUGGACAUCGUUGACCCGGAUGAUAGUGGCAUUAAGGUGGACUAAGUGGCAGCCGGCCAGAGUAUAUGUCUAUAUAUGGGAUUAUAUAGAGUAAUAGAGAGAAAAAGAAAGUAUAUGUAUAAUGCAAUCAUUUUACACAUCGUUAGAGGUUUGUACCGCACAGUUCAAACUUUGGUAGAAUUUCAAAUGUAAUUGUAGUUAAACAGAUCCGACUGAUCCGUUAUUGGAUUAGAGCCAAAACAUAAAAAAAAGGAAUUAAUUGGGUUGGGUACCGUCUAUUAGAAUCUAUUAAAUAAUUGUCUAAUUAGUUCGUUGUUCAAAUUUUGUGGAAAUGUGUUUAUUCAUGUUCGUGUUAUGUUUCUCGAUUCGGGGAUUGUGUCUAGCAAAUGAAAAAAAUAUUAAAAAAAAAAAAGAUAAACAAAAGCAAAGAAAAACAAACUCAGCUUAGAAUGUAAAACUAAAUGUCUAGCGUAGAAUUUUCAGCUCAGACUUAUAGAAGAACUGCUUUAAUCAUAAAAGUUUCCCAUCCCAUCCCAUAGCCAAAAACACAAGGAGGAUGAUGCGGAAGCACUUUCGAUAUCUGGAGUUGUUCAAAAUUGUAGAGCGGUGAUGAUUUUUUACAAGGAACUGUACUCUAAUUAUUUGAAUCUUGAUCACAAGACUUUAAACUCAAAUUGUAAUUUAAAUUAUAAUUAAUUGUGUGUUUGUCAUCUCCCCCAUCCCAUCCCCCCCCGAUUAGUUGUGAUCAAAUUUUUUGGUUCAUUUUCUAACGCUGUACACAUAGAUAUAUUAUUAUAUAUAUACAUACAAAAUAUUUUUUUUAAUUAUUAACUAUUUCAAAAACUAUUUUUAUAUAUACACAAAAAUAAGCAAGGUAGAGAGCAUCGGCAGGACAUUCGAGUCCUUGCCGUCUCUCGCACACAUACACACAAAAACACACACACACAACACACAACAUACAACAUACAUACACGCUGAGCCACAGACAAGAUGAACGACAAUUUGUAUGUGUGUGAAAUGAAUGUUUAUAUUUCUUAAAGAAAUUUUAAUAACGCUAUUGUGCGAUGUUGUUAACUAUUGUACUAUAUAUUAUUAAAUUUAUUGAAAAUAAAUUAAAAUCACGUCCCUUUUUCCCCAUUUUUGUAAACUGUGAGACAUAUGUAAAGUAAAGAGAAGAGACGAUAAGAAAAGAAAGUGGCGAAAAGUGCGGAUUAGGAAGGGAAGGAGGAGAAAGUUAAAUGUCAGUCAGGUCUUUGAGAACAUUUACACAUAUACCUACUCUACGCAUAUAUAAAUUUAUAUUUAUAUAUAGAAUCUAACCAAUUUUUGUGCGCUCUAUUAUUAAUAUUAUAUAUUAAUGUCAGUUGAGCCCGCGUUAUGCUUUCAAGACUUUGUACAUCAUUUUGAUUUUGUAUGCAAACAAACAAAAAAACAAAAGAAAAACUUACAAAAAAUGAACUAAACAAAAAUAAGAAAUUUUGUAACUUGUAUUUGUUAAGCGAUGAAAUCAGGAAACCUAUAUAUAUAUAUAACUGCGCUUGAUCAUAGAAGAAUAUAUCAUAUAUCUUUACAUAUAUAUAUUUAUUGUUAACGAGUUUCGAUGCCGUGUGUGUAGUAGAAUCCAUGUAAAAAGUAUAUUCCCCAGAUUUCUGGGGGAUAUGUGUUCAGUUGUGAGCUAGUUAAAAAUUAAUCGAAGCAAUUUUUAAAAUCAAUAUACAUUUAAAUGUAUUUUUCCUAUUACUCAUGAAACUAAAACAUUCAGUGUAUAGAAGUGGAUCGAGGUAAACUAAUUGAGAUUUCUUCGAUGUAUUUUGUGUCCUGUGAAAUGUGAAAAUAUAGAACAAGGCUGGAUGGUGGAUCUGAGACGAUGUGCCAGGUGAUCCCAUGAUGAUGAGUACUUAAGUUUACAGAAACGAAUCCCUGGGGAUUUGGUGGACGUGGCUCGAUGGCAUCGUUUCAAGUGCCACCUUCUGGCCUUUGGCUGUGGUGAAGUUUUUUUUUCUAUUGUCUAGCUUAAACCCAAUGGGUUCAGUUCAUAAUAUUUGUAUUUGUUGAGUUGAGUUUUGUAACUUUAUAAUUUACAACCAGUCCAGCAACCCGCCAAAAUCCCAAAACUGACCGAGGCUCUUUUUAUACAGAUCGUGCCGAGCAAUUCACACUUAAACACAAAAAUUAAAAAACAUUUUCUAUUUACACACACACACACAUUUAUAUAUAUUUAUACAUAUAUAUGUUAAUUAAAUGUAUUUUUGGUAUUAUCACUCAAUGUUUCUACCCUAAGCAAAUUUCGAGUUCUGUUAAUUAACGUAGAAAAAAUUCUAUAAAAAAAAAACAAAAAAAUUAUUUAUUUUAUUUACCAAUAAAUUUUCAAAAAACCUUUA